AAGGCGUAAUAUAAAUGGUCAUUACAUAAACCUCUAAUGGUGUUAAAAUGAUGCAGCAGCAGCAGCGUGUGUGAGAAAUAUUAAGAAUGGGUUCGAUGGAGAUAGACGAGGAGGUGUCGCCGAUCGAGGAGGUGCGUCUGGUGGUGUCGAACGAGGACGACCCCGGGCAGCCGGUGUGGACGUUUCGGAUGUGGUUCAUGGGCGUGGCGUCGGUGUCGCUGCUUUCGUUCCUCAACACUUUCUUCGGCUACAGGACAGAGCCGCUCACGGUCACCAUGAUUUCGGUGCAGGUGGCCACGCUUCCGAUCGGGCGGUUCAUGGCCAGGGUGCUUCCCACGAGGAAGUUUCGCAUCGGAGGGAGGGCCUUCUCGCUCAACCCUGGCCCCUUCAACAUGAAGGAGCACGUGCUCAUUUCGAUAUUCGCGAAUGCUGGCGCCGCGUUUGGGAACGGUUCUGCCUACGCUAUCAGCAUUGUGGAUAUAAUCCGCGCCUUCUAUGGCAGGAAGAUUAGCUUCUUGGCGAGUUGGCUCCUCGUCAUGACCACGCAGGUGUUGGGAUACGGAUGGGCGGGGAUCAUGAAGAAGUACGUGGUGGAGCCAGCGCAGAUGUGGUGGCCUGCCACCCUAGUGCAAGUCUCUCUCUUCAGGGCCUUGCAUGAAAAAGAACGGAGGCGCAUGUCAAAAGAGAAAUUCUUUUUGAUCGCACUUAUUUGCAGCUUCGCGUGGUACGUGGUACCUGGGUUCCUAUUUCCGACACUGUCAAUUAUUUCGUGGGUGUGUUGGAUUUUUCCCCGCUCAGUAACUGCCCAUCAGAUUGGAUCAGGCAAGAGUGGACUUGGCUUGGGUUCCUUCUCCCUUGACUGGACCACCGUUGCUGCAUUCCUUGGCAAUCCACUCGUCACUCCUUUCUUUGCAACAGCUAACAUCAUUGUCGGUUACGUCUUAUUAGUAUACCUCCUCAUACCUGCUGCGUAUUGGGGAUUUAAUCUCUACAAUGCCAAGAACUUCCCCAUAUACUCUUCAAGUCUAUUCACUGCCAAUGGCCACGGCUACAAUGUCACCGCCAUUGUGAAUCAACACUUUGAGAUUGAUAUGCAGGCAUACCUUAAACAAGGUCGAGUCAACUUGAGUGUCUUCUUUGCUAUUAGCUAUGGCCUUGGCUUUGCUGCCAUUGCCUCUUCCCUCACUCAUGUCGCCUUGUUUAAUGGCAGGGAGAUAUAUCAACAGUUCCGAACUUCCCGCUCUGCAAAGGAAGACAUUCACACAAGAUUGAUGAAGAACUACAAGCAAAUACCUGGCUGGUGGUUUCAUGUCACGCUUUCGGUUACAUUUGUACUUGCACUUGUACUUUGUAUUGUCAUGAAAGAUGAGAUACAAAUGCCAUGGUGGGGUCUCAUCUUUGCAUCUGGGCUUGCACUAAUCUUUACUCUCCCCAUUAGCAUCAUAACUGCCACCACUAAUCAGAGUCCAGGUUUGAAUAUCAUUACUGAGUACAUCAUGGGUGUGAUUUUACCUGGCAAGCCAAUAGCCAACGUUUGCUUCAAGACAUAUGGGUACAUAAGUAUGUCACAGGCUGUUUCCUUUCUAUCUGAUUUCAAGCUAGGACAUUACAUGAAGAUUCCACCACGCUCCAUGUUCAUAGUUCAGAUCGUAGGGACUCUGAUAGCAGGAACCGUGGACGUUGGUGUCGCAUGGUGGUUGCUGGGUUCAAUAAAGCAUAUAUGCAACCAAGAUCUACUGCCCUCGGACAGUCCAUGGACCUGCCCGGGUGACAAAGUUUUCUUUGAUGCAUCUGUGAUCUGGGGCUUGGUAGGGCCAAGGCGAAUUUUCGGCACUCUUGGGAAUUACAUACAACUCAAUUGGUUCUUCUUAAUAGGAGUAUUGGGACCACUAUUUGUAUGGCUAUUGCAUAAAGCCUUUCCCAAUCAACAGUGGAUAUCCUCAAUUCACCUUCCUGUGCUUCUUGGAGCAACUGCCGCAAUGCCACCAGCCAGCACAGUGAACUUCAAUUCGUGGAUUAUUGUUGCCACAAUCUUCAACUAUUAUGUAUUCAAGUAUCGUAAGAAUUGGUGGCAGCGCUACAAUUAUGUGCUAGCGGCAGCUUUGGACGCUGGAUUGGCUUUCAUGACGGUUCUUCUAUACUUCUCACUUAACAUGGAGGGAACAAGUAUUGAAUGGUGGGGAACUGAUGAGCACUGUCCCCUUGCCAGGUGUCCAACAGCGAAAGGUAUAGUAGAUCCUAAAGGGGUCUGUCCUCUGUUUUGAUUCCCUUUUCAUCAUGGGGAGGGAAUGUACAUUGAAUAAUAUUUCUGCAAAUACAGUCGAAUUAGAUCGUUUGAAGCGCCUUGGUGGGCCUUAUUUUCUGAUUCCUGAACAGAUCAUCAUAUUUUUAUACUUAUUCUUAAUGCCAUUCAAUUUCGUCAUCUCUCAAAUAAAUUACCAAAU
Messenger RNA from Cajanus cajan (pigeon pea), 2444 nucleotides. RefSeq names its product oligopeptide transporter 2. Gene Ontology annotation, molecular function: oligopeptide transmembrane transporter activity. The record is from RefSeq and is a predicted model, not a curated record. Gene Ontology annotation, biological process: transmembrane transport. NCBI's taxonomy places the organism in Eukaryota, Viridiplantae, Streptophyta, Magnoliopsida, Fabales, Fabaceae.